Messenger RNA from Purpureocillium lilacinum, 5268 nucleotides. RefSeq names its product DNA-directed RNA polymerase II subunit rpb1. Gene Ontology annotation, cellular component: RNA polymerase II, core complex. NCBI's taxonomy places the organism in Eukaryota, Fungi, Ascomycota, Sordariomycetes, Hypocreales, Ophiocordycipitaceae. The record is from RefSeq and is a predicted model, not a curated record. Gene Ontology annotation, molecular function: DNA binding. Gene Ontology annotation, biological process: transcription by RNA polymerase II.
AUGGCGAACCUCUACUUCACGCACUCGAGCGCUCCGCUAAAGACGGUCGAGGAGAUCCAGUUUGGCCUCAUGUCUCCCGAGGAAAUCAAGAACAUGAGCGUCGCCCACAUUCUCUACCCUGAGACCAUGGAAGAGGGUGGCACGAAGCCACGCGACGGAGGCCUGAACGACCCUCUCCUCGGCUCGAUCGACCGACAGUUCAAGUGCAAAACCUGCGCGCAGGCCAUGGGUGAAUGUCCCGGUCACUUCGGCCACAUCGAGUUGGCCAAGCCGGUCUACCAUCCAGGCUUCAUCAAGAAGGUCAAGAAGAUCUUGGAGAUUGUCUGCCAUAACUGCAGCAAGGUGUUGUCCGAUACUAGCGAUCCAGAGUUCGUCGCCGCGAUCAACACGCGAGACCCAAAGCUUCGAUUCAACCGAGUGUGGGCCGUGUGCAAGAAGAAGCGCAAGUGUGAGAACGAGGACCGCCAGAGCAAAGACAAGGAUGACGAGUUCGUGCCCGGGAUGAAGGCCGCGCCUGCCAACAACCACGGUGGAUGUGGCAACGUGCAGCCCGCCGUUCGCCAGGCCGCCCUGCAACUCAAAGCCGCCUUCGACGUUGUGCAGGAGGACGGGCCCAAGAGACGAGAGACAGUUCCGAUCACGCCAGAGAUGGCCCACGGCAUCCUGCGGCGCAUCUCCGAGGAGGACAUGCGGAACAUGGGCCUGAACUCCGACUACGCUCGCCCAGAAUGGAUGAUUGUCACAGUCCUUCCGGUCCCCCCUCCCCCAGUCCGGCCAAGCAUUUCCAUGGACGGCACUGGCACGGGUAUGCGGAAUGAGGAUGAUUUGACGUACAAGUUGGGAGACAUCAUCCGCGCCAACGGCAAUGUUAAGCAAGCCAUCCGCGAAGGAUCUCCGCAGCACAUUGCGCGGGAUUUCGAGGAGCUGCUGCAAUAUCACGUCGCCACGUACAUGGACAACGAUAUCGCUGGACAGCCCCGUGCGCUGCAGAAGAGCGGCAGACCAGUCAAGGCUAUUCGAGCUCGCUUAAAGGGCAAGGAAGGACGUCUGAGAGGCAACUUGAUGGGAAAGCGUGUCGACUUCUCGGCCCGAACCGUCAUCACGGGUGACGCCAACCUUUCCCUGCAUGAGGUCGGUGUUCCUCGCAGUAUUGCCAGGACUCUCACAUACCCUGAGACGGUAACGCCGUACAAUAUUGGCAAGCUGCAUCAGCUCGUCGAGAACGGCCCCAACGAGCAUCCCGGCGCCAAGUACGUCAUUCGGUCCGAUGGCACUCGCAUCGACCUGCGACACCACAGACGCGCCGCUCAAAUCUCGCUGGAGUACGGGUGGAAGGUCGAGCGUCAUCUCAUGGACGGUGACUAUAUCAUUUUCAACCGCCAGCCUUCCCUGCACAAGGAAUCGAUGAUGGGUCACCGCGUUCGCGUUAUGCCCUACUCGACGUUCCGGCUGAACUUGUCCGUCACGUCGCCAUACAACGCCGAUUUUGACGGUGACGAAAUGAACUUGCACGUUCCUCAGAGUGAGGAGACUCGCGCUGAGGUGAAGGAGCUCUGCCUCGUUCCGAACAACAUCGUCUCACCUCAGAAGAACGGUCCCCUGAUGGGCAUUGUCCAGGACUCUCUUGCGGGAGUCUACAAGCUGUGCCGUCGAGACACCUUCAUCGACAAGGAGUUGGUACAGAACCUCAUGCUUUGGGUUCCCAACUGGGAUGGUGUAAUCCCGCCCCCAGCCAUCUUGAAGCCGCGGCCUAGAUGGACAGGCAAGCAGAUCAUAUCCAUGGUCAUUCCCCAGGAAAUCAGUCUCAACAGCCCCGAAGGAGAUAACCCGGAUCUCCCGCCCAAGGAUGCUGGCGUUCUCAUUCAGAGUGGUCAGCUGAUGUUCGGCCUGCUGAAGAAGAAGAAUGUGGGUUCUGCCGCCGGAGGCAUCGUCCACCUCUGCUACAACGAGCUCGGCCCGGAGGGAGCCAUGGCUUUCUUGAACGGCGUGCAACAAGUUGUCACCUACUGGCUUCUGCACGAAGGCCACAGCAUUGGUAUCGGCGAUACUGUUCCGGAUAAACAGACAAUCGAGAAGGUCCAGGUGCACAUCGACACGCAAAAGGCCGAAGUGGCUCGUCUCACGGCCAUGGCCACGGCCAACGAACUGGAGGCUCUUCCCGGCAUGAACGUGCGAGCGACAUUCGAGAACAAGGUCUCCAUGGCCCUCAAUCAAGCUCGUGACCAGGCUGGUACGACUACACAGCGGAGUCUGAAGGAUUCGAACAACGCAGUCACCAUGGCCGAAUCUGGUUCCAAGGGUUCGUCUAUCAACAUCUCUCAGAUGACAGCGCUUGUCGGCCAGCAAAUUGUCGAAGGCAAGCGCAUUCCGUUUGGCUUCAAGUACAGGACGCUGCCGCACUUCACCAAGGACGACUACUCGCCUGAGGCUCGUGGGUUUGUCGAAAACUCGUAUCUGCGUGGUUUGACUCCCACCGAGUUCUUCUUCCACGCCAUGGCUGGUCGUGAAGGUCUCAUCGAUACCGCAGUCAAGACUGCCGAGACGGGUUACAUUCAGCGACGACUGGUCAAGGCUCUUGAGGAUCUCAGCGCGCGCUACGACGGAACUGUUCGCAACUCUCUGGGCGACAUUAUCCAGUUCCUGUACGGCGAGGAUGGCCUCGAUGCCAUGUGCAUUGAGAAGCAGAAGCUGGGCAUCCUGAAGAUGUCUGACGCAGCCUUCGAGAAGAAGUACCGUCUGGAUCUCGCCAGUCCUCCGGAGUGGUUCAAGACGGACUAUGAGUAUGGCAACGAGCUCACUGGCGACAAGGCUUCCAUGGGUCUCCUCGACGAGGAGUGGGAUGCUCUCCUGUCCGACCGUCGCGAGGUCCGUGCCAUCAACCGCACCAAGAUGGGCGAGGAGAUGAUGCAGCUUCCCCUCAACAUCGGCCGCAUGAUUGAGACUGCCAAGCGAGUCUUCAACAUCAAGGCUACUGAUCGCAGUAACCUUCGACCUUCCGACGUCAUCCCGGCUGUGCAGAAGAUUCUGGGUGAGAUGAAGAUUGUCCGAGGCCAAGACCCGAUCUCCAAAGAGGCCGAUGCGAACGCGACUAUUCUCUUCAAGGCGAUGAUCCGGUCUCGCCUGGCCUUCAAGGAGAUUGUCAAGGCUCAUCGCCUGAAUAAGCUGGCCUUUGAUCACGUCCUCGGCGAGCUCCAGAACCGGUGGGACAGGUCGUUCGUCAGCCCAGGCGAGAUGGUUGGUGUUCUCGCAGCCCAGUCCAUUGGUGAGCCCGCGACGCAGAUGACUCUCAACACGUUCCAUUUCGCUGGUGUCUCGUCCAAGAACGUCACCCUCGGUGUGCCUCGACUUAAGGAAAUCCUGAACCUGGCGAAGGACAUCAAGACCCCUAGCAUGGCUGUCUUUUUGAACACGCCGCUGGCAAAACAGGAAGAGGCCAAGAAGCUGCGAAGCAUGGUCGAGUACACAAACCUCCGGUCCGUCACUUCCGUGACCGAGAUCUACUACGACCCGGAUAUCGAGCACACCAACAUCGCCGAGGAUGUGGACAUGGUUGACUCCUACUUCUUGAUUCCCGAUGACAGCCAGGACAGCCUUGACAUGCAGUCGAGGUGGCUUCUGCGCAUCACUCUGGACCGACAGAAGAUGCUCGACAAGGAAAUCAAGAUUGACGACGUUGCUCAGCGCAUCAAGGAGGAUUAUGCCGCGGACCUGGCCAUCAUCUACAGCGACAACAAUGCCGAUGAGCAGGUCAUUCGCCUCCGCACGCUCAAGAAGGGCGACGACAAGGAUCGCGAGAGCGAGAUGGAGGACGAUGUUAUGCUCAAGCGCCUCGAAUCGCAUCUCCUGGAUAACCUCACCCUCCGUGGUGUGCCUGGCAUCGAGCGAGCCUUCUUGACCAAGGGCACUCGCCUGACCGUCGAUGCGGACGGUACGGAGCUCGCCAUCAAAGACGACCCGCGAUGCACCCAAUGGUAUCUGGACACUAGUGGUUCCGCACUGCGUGAGGUGCUCGCCGUCGAUGGGGUGGACGCGUCGCGCACAUACACCAACGACCUGUGGCAGAUUGUCGAGGUCUUUGGUAUCGAGGCGGCACGAUCGGCCCUUGUGAAGGAGUUGACCAACGUGCUGGCCUUUGACGGUUCGUACGUCAACCAUCGUCACAUUGCCCUUCUGGUCGAUGUGAUGACGUACCGAGGCAGCAUUUCGGCCGUCACCCGACAUGGCAUCAACCGCGCCGACACUGGUGCGCUCAUGCGUUGCUCGUUCGAGGAGACUGUCGAGAUUCUGCUCGAGGCUGCGGCCACGGGUGAGUUGGACGACUGCCGAGGCAUCUCUGAAAACGUGAUGCUUGGGCAGAUGGCGCCUAUGGGUACUGGCAACUUCGAGGUUCUCCUUGAUCCCAAGAUGCUGGAAACAGUCAUCUCGGACAACUCUCGGAUGGGUCUCAUGCCUGGCAUGCCGACCAAGGAGGGUGAAGCUGAGGGAGCGGCGACACCUUACGACACGGGUUCGCCCAUGGCCGAUUCUGGCUACCUCAGCAUGAGCUCGCCAGCGGCCGGAAACUUCUCGCCCAUCCAGGGCGCCGGAUCCGAGACGCCAGCAGGAUUUGGCACAGAGUAUGGCGGUGCUGGCUUCGGCGGCAUCGGAUCCAUGAGCCCAUAUGCGAUGCGCGGAGCGACAAGCCCAUUCAGCACGUCGCCGACGUCGCCGUUCAGCGCUGGAAUGGGCGGCUACUCGCCGACCUCUCCCAACGCUGGCUACUCCCCGACGUCGCCGCUCAUCGACGGUGGCGGAGGACGCUACGCGACGUCGCCGUCGUUCAGCCCGUCGUCGCCAUCGUUCUCGCCGACGUCGCCGAUGCUGCGACCGACGAGCCCUGCGAGCCCCAACUACAGCCCGACUUCGCCGAGCUACUCGCCGGCCUCGCCGUCGUCUCCUCGACACUACUCACCGACGUCGCCGGCGCAGUUCAACUCGCCCACGUCGCCGAGCUACUCGCCGGCAAGCCCCAACUACAGCCCUGCAUCGCCUAACCUUCACGGCGCGGGCCCCACCUCUCCUUCGUACUCGCCGGCGUCUCCCUCGUGGUCGCCGACUUCUCCUGAGGCUUACUCGCCAACGAGCCCCAGCUUCUCGAGGAGCCCUGGCAACCAACAGUCGCCGACUAGCCCCAGCUAUUCGCCGACUUCGCCUUCCUUCUCUCCCCGGACGCCAGGUCCGGGCAACUCGGGGAACCAGUACUCCCCCAACUCGCCGUCUAACGAUUGA